AUGUCUCUCCUCGGAAAGAAGUUCCCCGGCGCUCUCGCCAAGCCCAUGACCCCCUUCUUCGCUGCCGGUCUUAUCGUCUUGUACGGAGUCAACUCCCUCCAGAAUGCUCUGAUCAACACUGCUGAGUUCAAGAACGACCCCCGCAACCCCAACGCUAAGGUCGGUGGCGACGCUAAACCCGAUUUGGAUUAUCCGCAUCUUUUCGCGAUCCGCUUGCCGACGACGACGUUCCUCCCCAGCUUCAAAUCCAACUCCACUCCCACAUCAGAAGUUGUCAACAUGUCAAAAGUAGCAUCCUUGUUCCGCCCUAAGAAGCUGGAUCUCUCCGGCUUCGUUAACAUCCGUGUAAUCCGAGACCACAACCGGCGCAAUGCGUUCGAGAAGACCGAGCCUGAACGACAAGCACUCCGCUAUGUGAUUCGCAACACAAGUCUCCCAGGCCGAGUCCGUGCCCAGGCCCAGCUUCAGCUUUCUCAGAUGGAGGCCUACACCCGUCCAACUCAGAUCAAAAACCGAUGUGUGGCAUCAGGAACUUCUCGUAGUGUGUUCCGGGAUUUCAGACUCAAUCGGUACCAAUUCCGUAUGCAGGCUCUUUCUGGUGAAUUACCUGGCGUCAAGAAGGCAAGCUGGCUCACUUCCAAUUUGUAUACUCUACUUGGUGCCUGGAUUCCUUAUUUGUUUAUCAAACACAUGGCUUUCUGUUCAUUCACCUUCACCAUGUUGAUUUUCAACAACACCUUCUGGUUUCUGUUAAUCUUUCUCGUCAACACUUUCCUCCUCUACCAAUAUCUAUUCACCACGCAUCUCUUCUUCCGCUGCCAUAUUCUUAUCAAUUUCCAACUCCUUUACCUGCUUCCACUCCUUUGCUCCUACUUGAAACAACUGUCUUCCAGUAUGUUUAUCUUCAAAGAUGAGGACCUUCCGGCGGAUUUCACCUUCCCUAAAGACCUGAAGAGUCUUGGAUUUUUCAUCAAUGAAAACGAUCAGAUUCGCAAAAUUGACAACCCCGACGAAGGCUUUACCUAUCGCAUCAACCACAAUGAUCGCUACAACCAAAAGCAUCGCGAGGCAGUCAAUGGGUGCACCCGCCAGAUUGUCCUUGAUCGUCUGCACAAUCUUGGGUUGACCGAGUACCCCAUCCCCGAGCCCGACAUGAUCUCUGACGAUCUGCGUCAGAACGUGGAUAUCCCCGUGAUUCCUAUUCUAAUGACAGAUAACUGUUACUCUGCAAAGCGAAUUGUGAUUGUUUUGGGCGACCCUGGCCAGGACCUGGGUAUCUGGAGUUACCGAGCAAUUGGAGAAGAUGGAAUCAAUGCCGGCUCCAUGGUUGAUUUUGCAAAGGCUGUUCUGGGCGUCGGCGAGAACAGGAGCACUGAUAUCGCUCUGGUUAUUGCAAACACUGGCCAAUUGCUUUAUAGCUGGGCCGAGGGUAAAGCCAUGACCCAGGAAAGCUGGGUCGCCGCUGAUCGACCUUACGCCACUUGGGGACAGCCAACCCUGACCUUUCGCAACAAGGCACCAACCAGCCAGACUGUAGCCGAGCAUGUGGCAGCAGUUUUCAUUGAAUACAUCUCGAAAGUCAUAAAAAUUGACUCCCAUUCACUCAUUGAUGUGAUUGGGUCUGAUUGGCGCCCGUACAUCAACGGAAUUGCCCUUGGUGCUCCCCUACAGAGCGAGUACGGUGGUCAGUUUGACCCCAAGCUUGUCGAUGACCUUACCACCUUCACAUCUUUCCUUGCACGCCGUGGACGCUCAUAUGUCCUACACAAGAAGCGUAUUGGCCGUUAUAUCCCAGGAGAUUGGGAGGUCACUGGAUGCAAGGUCUACUCUUCAGGAGAGGAGCUCAACCAGGAAUGUAUUCUCCGUCGGGCCUGGCCCGAUAUCAUUGACUGGUUGAAUCUCUUACAUCAGGAUCCCAAGUGGGAGGAUGACCUAAGUGCAGACGCCCAGGUGGAGUCAGACUCGGAGGAUUCGUCCUUCGAGUUCGACGACCACUGGGACGACGCCUGGGACUCUGAUCUUGGUGAGCCUGCAGAGAUUUCUGAUUCGGAGGUCGUCCCCGAGCUGGACCCUGUCAUUCAGACAGCGUAA
Messenger RNA from Penicillium taxi, 2091 nucleotides. RefSeq lists its product as uncharacterized. The transcript is spliced from 11 exons. Gene Ontology annotation, biological process: translation; regulatory ncRNA-mediated heterochromatin formation; proton motive force-driven ATP synthesis. The record is from RefSeq and is a predicted model, not a curated record. The coding region runs from base 1 to 2091 and encodes 696 amino acids. Lineage: Eukaryota; Fungi; Ascomycota; Eurotiomycetes; Eurotiales; Aspergillaceae. Gene Ontology annotation, cellular component: ribosome; nucleus. Gene Ontology annotation, molecular function: structural constituent of ribosome; siRNA binding; proton transmembrane transporter activity.